Fomitopsis serialis is the source of this 3893-nucleotide messenger RNA. Its product is annotated as DNA-directed RNA polymerase II, subunit 2. The transcript is spliced from 11 exons. Lineage: Eukaryota; Fungi; Basidiomycota; Agaricomycetes; Polyporales; Fomitopsidaceae. Gene Ontology annotation, biological process: DNA-templated transcription. The record is from RefSeq and is a predicted model, not a curated record. Gene Ontology annotation, molecular function: ribonucleoside binding; DNA binding; DNA-directed RNA polymerase activity. Bases 163 to 3786 code for a protein of 1207 amino acids. Gene Ontology annotation, cellular component: RNA polymerase II, core complex.
UUCUCAAGCUCGGUCAGCGUCGCGCUGAGCUCUUCACCCGCCUUGUUUGGUGGCGGCCACAUACGAUCGCUCUUCCUCUGCUGCUCCAGCGAACUUAGUCCUCACGAUCUGAACGACCUGAUAUAGGCUUUGCUUUCGUAGCGAGCUUACAAUCUCACCAAAAUGAGUCAAGAACUCGAUCCCACUCAGCAGUCGUUUUAUGACGAGACGGGAUAUGGUCUUGAAGAAGAGGAAGACGAGGAAGAGCCCGAGGAUAUCACACAGGAAGAUUGCUGGACCGUCAUCUCUAGUUUCUUCGCCCAAAAGGGUCUCGUCCGGCAGCAGCUCGACUCAUUCGACGAAUUUGUCCAGAAUACGAUGCAGGAGCUGGUGGACGAGAACGCAGACCUCAUUCUCGACCAGAGUGACCAGCAUACUGGACAUGAAGGCGACGUCAAUCGCCGGUAUGAAAUCAAGUUCGGGCAGAUCUACUUGUCGAGGCCGACGGUCACGGAGGCGGAUGGUUCGGUCGUCCCUGUGUUCCCGCAGGAGGCACGGUUGAGGAACCUGACGUACUCUGCACCGCUGUAUAUCGAGAUGAAGAAGCGGGUGCUGAUUGGGAGGGAGGACCCGACACCGGAGCAGGACGACAACCCGGAGGACACGAGGAAGGUCUGGAUUGGCAAGGUGCCCAUCAUGCUGCGGUCUUCCUUCUGCAUUCUGUACGAACUCGCCGACUCGGAGUUGUACGACCUCAACGAAUGUCCUUUCGACUCCGGAGGAUACUUCAUUAUCAACGGCUCGGAGAAAGUCUUGAUUGCGCAGGAGCGUAUGGCCACGAACCAUGUCUACGUAUUCGCGAAAGCACAACCUUCGCCCAUUAGCUUCCUUGCGGAGAUCCGUAGUGCGGUAGAGCGAGGAGGGAAGACUAUCAGUCAGUUCCAGGUCAAGCUCUAUCACCGCAACCAGAGCCUGGGGAACGUGAUGAAGGCGACCAUUCCUUACAUCAAGGUCGACAUUCCCAUUUGGGUCGUCUUCCGUGCCCUUGGAGUGAUCUCCGACCGAGAUAUCCUCGAACACAUCUGCUACGACAUGCAGGACGCGCAGAUGCUCGAGAUGCUGAAGCCGUGCAUCGACGACGGCUUCGUGAUCCAGGAUCGCGAGGUCGCGCUGGACUUCAUCGGCAACCGUGGCACAACUACGGGUCUCAACCGCGAGCGCCGUCUGCGGUACGCGCAGGAGAUCUUGCAGAAGGAGAUGUUGCCGCACGUCUCGAUGGCAGAGGGUUCGGAGUCGAAGAAGGCGUACUUCUUUGGGUACAUGAUACACCGACUGCUCCUGGCUGCUAUGGAGCGGAGAGAUCUGGACGACCGUGACCACUUUGGCAAGAAGCGGCUGGACCUCGCUGGGCCCUUGCUCGCCAACCUGUUCCGCAUGCUGUUCCGGAAACUUACAAAGGACGUCUACCGGUACUUGCAGAAGUGCGUCGAGACACACAAGGAGUUUAACUUGAACCUCGCUGUCAAGCAUAACACGAUCACAAAUGGACUAAAGUACUCCCUUGCCACUGGCAAUUGGGGCGACCAGAAGAAGUCUAUGGCGUCGAAGGCUGGUGUGUCGCAGGUGCUGAACAGAUACACCUACGCGUCCACGCUAUCGCACUUGCGUCGCUGUAACACCCCGCUGGGACGAGAGGGAAAGAUUGCGAAGCCUCGUCAGCUUCAUAACACUCACUGGGGUAUGGUCUGCCCAGCGGAGACGCCAGAAGGACAGGCUUGCGGUCUCGUCAAGAACCUCUCACUCAUGUCAUGUAUCUCCGUCGGCUCGCUCUCUGCGCCCGUCAUCGAGUUCUUGGAGGAGUGGGGUCUGGAAUCGCUGGAGGAGAACGCUCACUCUGCAACGCCAUGCACGAAGGUCUUCGUGAACGGUGUAUGGAUGGGUGUACACCGUGAUCCAGGGAACCUCGUGAAGACGAUCAAGAAGCUUCGCCGCAAGGACGACAUUAGUCCUGAAGUCUCGGUAGUGCGCGACAUCCGUGAAAGGGAGCUUCGACUCUACACGGACGCCGGCCGUGUGUGCCGCCCGCUGUUCAUCGUGGAGAAUCAGCAGCUGCUCCUCACGAAGAAGCACAUACAAUGGAUCAACAACGGAAAGGACGCCGACGACGCCGAUUUCAAGUGGGAUUCGCUCGUGAAGAGUGGAGUGAUUGAGCUCCUUGAUGCCGAGGAAGAGGAAACUGUCAUGAUCUGCAUGACCCCAGAUGAUCUGGAGAACUCCAGGUUGCAGUCGCACGGUGUCGACCCUCACGCUAAUGAUGGCGAGUUUGACCCUGCGGCUCGGCUGAAGGCGUCGACGAACAUUCACACCUGGACACAUUGCGAGAUCCACCCUAGUAUGAUCCUUGGUGUGUGCGCUAGUAUUAUUCCUUUCCCUGAUCACAACCAAUCUCCUCGUAACACUUACCAAUCUGCUAUGGGUAAGCAAGCCAUGGGUAUCCAUCUCACCAACUUCCUGGUCCGUAUGGACACGAUGGCGAACAUCCUGUAUUACCCUCAAAAGCCCCUUGCCACCACGCGUUCCAUGGAGUAUCUGCGAUUCCGAGAACUCCCCGCUGGCCAGAACGCUAUUGUGGCCAUUCUGUGCUACAGUGGUUACAACCAGGAAGACUCCGUCAUCAUGAACCAGAGCUCCGUCGACCGAGGUUUAUUCCGCAGUAUGUACUACCGGAGCUACAUGGACCUCGAGAAGAAGAGUGGGAUUCAGCAGCUUGAGGAGUUCGAGAAGCCCACGCGAGACACCACCCUCCGUAUGAAGCACGGUACCUACGACAAACUCGAGGACGACGGUCUUAUCGCGCCUGGCACCGGUGUCAAUGGCGAGGACAUCAUCAUCGGCAAGACUGCCCCUAUCCCUCCAGAUAGUGAAGAGCUCGGACAGCGGACGCGGAACCAUACAAGACGGGAUAGUGGCAUUAUUGACCAAGUGCUGAUCACAACGAACGCAGAGGGGCAGAAGUUCGUCAAGAUUCGUGUCCGCUCCACGCGUAUUCCGCAGAUUGGCGACAAGUUUGCGUCUCGACACGGUCAAAAGGGUACCAUCGGUAUCACGUACCGCCAGGAGGACAUGCCGUUCACCGCUGAAGGUAUAACGCCUGAUAUCGUCAUCAACCCCCAUGCUAUCCCGUCGCGUAUGACAAUCGGACAUUUGGUCGAGUGUUUGCUCUCAAAGGUUGCCACACUUAUCGGAAACGAAGGCGAUGCGACGCCCUUCACCGAUCUGACCGUCGAGUCCGUCUCCCAAUUCUUGCGGCAGAGGGGCUAUCAGUCGCGUGGUCUGGAGGUGAUGUAUCACGGACAUACCGGUCGCAAACUGCAGGCCCAAGUCUACCUCGGGCCCACGUAUUACCAGCGUCUCAAGCACAUGGUCGACGACAAGAUCCACUCUCGUGCUAGAGGACCGGUACAGAUCCUCACAAGGCAGCCCGUCGAGGGUCGUAGUCGUGACGGUGGCCUGCGGUUCGGAGAGAUGGAACGUGAUUGUAUGAUCUCGCAUGGCGUCGCAGCGUUCCUCAAGGAACGUCUGUUCGAAGCGAGCGAUGCCUACAGGCUACAUGUUUGCGAUAUAUGCGGUCUCACCGCCAUCGCUAACCUCAAAAAGCAAACCUUCGAGUGUCGGUCAUGUAAGAACAAGACAGCGUGUUCGCAAUUGUACAUUCCUUACGCAGCCAAGUUGCUGUUCCAGGAAUUGCAAAGCAUGAACAUUGCUGCUCGCUUGUACACCGUGUCCACAGGACGCAUCAGGGACUAGGUUGCUCAGUGCUCGUGGACACUCCUCGCUUUCGUUCUAGAGCUAUCUUGCAUGCAUGUAUACUACAGAUGUCGUAUAAUUUAACGAAUGUUGUUGAGACACUACAU